UGCGUUCUAUAGUUCCGCAAAUGCAUAGGAACGUUGUCUUUAUAACGUGUUUCCCCCGGAGCAAUAUCAUAGGCGGACCUUAUAAAUUCAGGUGUUGAUAUUUUCUUGUGUAGAAACUCUUUAGCGAAAUAACUAAUUAUUUCAAUGUAACUUUCGUAUGGUAGUGUGUGAAAUACAGUUUAUUAUUGAAACAAAUUAUAUUUGUAUAGUUUGUUGCUAGACUUUUUUGUUUCCCGAAAUCCACGUGUCUCACCACAGAACAAUAUUUGGUCUCAUUGUGCAGUAGGACAUGGAUAGGAACAACAUUUCCUUGCUCUGCUAUGUUGCAACGUGUACACCCGGGGCGUCGUCAUUACGCCGUUUCUGUUGUAAAACGUUUCUUAAACAGAAUGAAACGAGGCGGGACCAACCUUAAUUUGUCCAAUAGAAACUCUCGUUUUAGUUGCUAAACGUUCUGCAACUGUUUGGACUAAUGAUUACACCCCUGCUAGGUAGCUAUCAGCGAGCAGCAAUGUUGCUCUGUUAUUAGCCAGCGUCAAGCCAAAGCUUUGCCAAUGUAAUAAGAACAUUGGCACGGCAUUUCACUUUCAGUAACCAAAGGCGUAAUGUGAUAUUUCGAGGAAGAAUAUGACAAGAACACCAGUUGGACAGCCAAAUAAUCCGACUGCAAAGGAGAGAGCCAGGAAUAAUGAAGAGGUUCGAUUGUAGAAUCACGACGACAUUCUCUGUUUUAUGAGGAGCUACUGUCAGAAUCUGGGGAAUAGCAUAACUGGAUUUUUCUGUGAAAUCUUGAAGCUGUUGUCAUUUGCAACCUCGAAAAUGAUGUAUUCAUCAAGAAGGAAACCAGUCCUCUAUUUCAAAGAAGACCGAAGAUUCUGGUCUGGGAAAUGCACAGUCUACAAACUAUUUGGUCUGUGUGUGGUGCUGGUACUGGUCUCCCUCCUAUGGCUCCAACUCAGCUGUACAGGAGACAUGAGCCGGGUUGUAGUGGAUGACGGACGCAUCCCCCAUCAGCCUUGUCCGCUGGAGAGACAGGCAUCCGCUGCGGACGACCCUUCCUGGGGUCCUCACAAGCUGGCCCUCCUGAUACCUUUCAGGGAGAGGUUUGAGGAGCUGCUGGUGUUUGUCCCCUUCAUGCACACCUUCUUGAACAACAAGAAAAUACUGCAUAAGAUCUUUGUAAUUAACCAGAUGGAUCACUAUCGGUUCAACAGAGCCUCUCUCAUUAACGUUGGUUACACGGAGAGUGGUAACGACACUGAUUACAUCGCCAUGCAUGAUGUGGACUUGUUACCUCUGAAUGAAGCUCUGGACUAUGGUUUCCCAGAGGAGGGCCCGUUCCACGUGGCCUCACCAGAGCUGCACCCCCUGUAUCACUACAAGACAUACGUGGGAGGAAUCCUGCUGCUCACCAAACAGCAUUAUCACAUGUGCAACGGCAUGUCCAACCGGUUCUGGGGAUGGGGAAGAGAAGACGAUGAGUUCUACAGGAGACUAAGAACUGCUGGAUUACAGCUCUUCAGGCCCAGUGGGAUAAAAACAGGGUAUAAAACCUUUCGCCACAUCCAUGACCCUGCCUGGAGGAAGAGAGACCAGAAGAGAAUGGCUGCACAGAAACAGGAACAAUUCAAGGUUGACCCUGAGGGCGGGUUGACUAACUUGCAGUACAAGGUGGAGUCGAGACAGGAGCUGACUAUUAGUGGAGCCCCUGUCACUGUCCUCAACAUCAAACUGGAGUGUGACACAGACAAGACUCCCUGGUGUCUGCUGAACUAAUAGGACCCCAAUGAUAGACCCAUGCUUCCUCUCACCUGGGUUAUGUUCAUUAUCCACCAAACGGAAUAAAACAGACUAAAACAGGGAGGGACUACCUGAGCUUCUCCAAUAAGAAACACUUGUUUUUGUGUGCCCUAAUGAAUGUGACCCUGGCACUACAGAGGGGUGAUGUUUCCCCUACUUGAAGUGUCUGGAAGACAUGGAUAAAAAAAAUGUAGAUUAUUAUUUUAUUUUUUUCUCAAAAAAACGCAUCAGAAGAUAUGGCCGACCCAGAGAAGAGGCUUUGGCCUUUGACCCCAGCAACACCUUCCCUCAUUGGAGAGAUGGAAUGUAUUUAUAUUGAACUAGCUAUAUGAUGUCAUCCUUUAGAACUGUAUGUCUAACUUGCAUUCAGAACUGUGAGUGACUGGAUCUGUGAAUGACUGGAUCUGUGAGUGACUGGAUCCGUGAGUGACUGGAUCCGUGAGUGACUGGAUCUGUGAGUGACUGGAUCUGUGAGUGACUGGAUCCGUGAGUGAUUGGAUCCGUGAGUGACUGGAUCCGUGAGUGACUGGAUCUGUCAGUGACUGGAUCCGUGAAUGUCUGGAUCCGUGAGUGACUGGAUCCGUGAGUGACUGGAUCCGUGAGUGACUGGAUCCGUGAGUGAUUGGAUCCGUGAGUGACUGGAUCCGUCAGUGACUGGAUCUGUAAGUGACUGGAUCCGUGAGUGACUGGAUCCGUGAGUGACUGGAUCCGUGAGUGACUGGAUCUGUGAGUGACUGGAUCCGUGAGUGACUGGUUCUGUGAGUGACUGGAUCUCAUGCAGGCCUAACUUCAGGGGCUUUGAACUACAGACACUUUGCCAAUAUUGACGAUACAUGAAAGGAAAGUUGUACUGAAAUAAUAAGCAAUGGCUUUUGUAUCUGUUUGUUUGUUUGUUUGUUUAUUUAUUGUUACCCUUAUUUUACUUGGUAAGUUGACUGAGAACACAUUCUCAUUUACAGCAACGACCUGGGGAAUAGUUACAGGAGGGGGGAUGAAUGAGCCAAUUGGAAGCUGGGGAUGAUUAGAUGACCAUGAUGGUUUGAGGGUCAGAUUGGGAAUUUAGCCAGGACACCGGGGUUAACACCCCUCCUCUUGUGAUAAGUGUCAUGGGAUCUUUAGUGACCACAGAGAGUCAAAACACACGUUUAAUGUCCCAUCUGAAAGACUGCACCUUACACAGAGCAAUGUCCCCAAUCACUGCCGUGGAGGCAUUGGGAUAUUUAUUUAGACCAGAGGAAAGGGGUGCCUCCUGGCCCUCCAACACCACUUCCAGCAGCAUCUGGGCUGGACCAACACUGCUGAGCUUCAGAGGCCAGCCAGCAGUAGGAUGUAGGGAUGGUUUUCUGCUGGGUGUGAUCCAGAUGGACCAUUUGCACUUUUCAGGAGUCCCUCUGUCCUUCAGCUGAAGUCUGCAAUAAUGUCUGGCUUAAUAUAUUAUCAUCAGAGUUACUAUGAUGGGGUUUUCUUUCCGACAUUGUAAUGCACCGGAUUGGCAUGCCAUUUCCAUGAUCCGUAGCGUUGUAUCCUCAUCCGGUAUCCAUUGUAACCCGCCAGGUGCUCAACUGGUAGUGAGUUGAGUGUCAGGGUGCCAUUUCCAUGAUCCGUAGCGUUGUAUCCUCAUCCGGUAUCCAUUGUAACCCGCCACGUGCUCAACUGGUAGUGAGUUGAGUGUCAGGGUGCCAUUUAGACUUUUUUGGUGAUGGUAAAACAGUUAAGGUUUACAGCUGUGCUUUAGAAGGUUAUCAGAGACCGACUAGGUAUUUUGGGGUAAAUGAAGGUGUGUUUACAACAGUUUGGCCAUAUACCAUACUGCUGUAAUGUAUUUUUGAAUGACCAGACAAGUCAAUGGUACCGUCAAUGUAUUUGUACAAUAGUCUGUAUGUAUGUAAAUGAAGUUAUGAGUCAAAAACA
Molecule: messenger RNA, 3711 nt
Organism: Oncorhynchus nerka (sockeye salmon)
Lineage: Eukaryota; Metazoa; Chordata; Actinopteri; Salmoniformes; Salmonidae
Product: beta-1,4-galactosyltransferase 7-like
Exons: 6
Coding region: 733-1776 (347 amino acids)
Biological process (GO): carbohydrate metabolic process; proteoglycan biosynthetic process
Cellular component (GO): Golgi apparatus
Molecular function (GO): xylosylprotein 4-beta-galactosyltransferase activity
Source: RefSeq, a predicted model, not a curated record